AUGGUACUUCUUGACAAGCUUGCCCACGUCGGCACCGACCCGUUCAUCGAAACAAGAAAUUAUUUUCCAGAUGACAGUAAUAUUGAUGACGUUCGCUCAGCUUUCAUUGCUUUGGCAAAGAAAUAUCACCCAGACAGUGGAUCUCCAGAUGCUGAUGCUAAAAAGUUUCAAGAGGUAGAAUCGGCAUACCGCACCCUACGAGCCAAAUUUUCUAAUGACCAGAAAACUAAAGUAGAUGAGGAAAGUUUAAAUGUUGAUGUGCAGGAACAUGAUAUUCAGCACACAGCUCCACAGCACAGACAAUAUCUUAGCUAUGAUGGGGUUGGUUCUGGUACACCAGCACAACGUCAAAAGCAAUACCAGAAAAAGAGAGCUAUGGAUGCUGCAGACAACGUGAUGUCGCAUCGAAUGCGCAAUCUAAAUUUAAACUGCAGUCAUAAUAGGGAAGAAGCUCUUGUUGCCAAAGAUAAAGUUGAAGCACGAAAAAUAAAAACCAGGUAUGGUAUGGACCGGUUGGUAGAAGAUUUAAUUCAGGAAUCAAUGUCAAAAGGUGACUUUGACAACCUGUCGGGUAAAGGAAAGCCUCUAAAGCAAGGUGUGGCAAACCCAUAUGUGGAUUUUACCACCCAUAAAUUGAAUGAGGUUUUGAUUGACAAUGGUUUCACUCCUGAAUGGAUUCUUCUCCAAAAAGAAAUCAGAGAAGAGCGUGACUUGAUUCGUGAAAACCUAACUUUAAAAAGAAAAUCGCUGGGACCUCUUCCACUUUCAUACCACGAAGAGCAUGUCUGGAAACAUGCCGUUGAAAGUUGUCAAACAUUGGUUCAACAAGUGAAUACCAAAAUAAAUAAAUAUAAUCUUGUUGUGCCUAUACUUCAGAAGCAAAUGUUACUGGUGCAACUAGAUAGAGAGGCUAAUAAAAUCCUACAAGAGGUUGAGGGAACAAAAACACCCCUCCAAAAACCCACUGUGUUGAAAGAUAGCUACGACAAAAAUGGAGGCCUCCUAGACAUUCUGAGCACAUUAUUUGGGAAGUAACAUAGUAAUUUUGUGUAUUAUUGCAUUCUAUUGCACCUUUAAUUGGAUCAAGUCUGUGAUAGUCACUGAGAUAAUAGCCGAGGGGAAAAAAGAGUGUCUGUUGAGAUUUCCUUUAAGUUUCUUUGUGAAUUUAAUAACUUAGAAUCAUAAGGAUUCAGUUUUUAA
Messenger RNA from Frankliniella occidentalis (western flower thrips), 1200 nucleotides. RefSeq names its product dnaJ homolog subfamily C member 28. The record is from RefSeq and is a predicted model, not a curated record. The coding region runs from base 1 to 1035 and encodes 344 amino acids. NCBI's taxonomy places the organism in Eukaryota, Metazoa, Arthropoda, Insecta, Thysanoptera, Thripidae. The transcript has 8 exons.